Messenger RNA from Rhipicephalus microplus (southern cattle tick), 3289 nucleotides. Its product is annotated as arylsulfatase B. Lineage: Eukaryota; Metazoa; Arthropoda; Arachnida; Ixodida; Ixodidae. The record is from RefSeq and is a predicted model, not a curated record. Gene Ontology annotation, molecular function: sulfuric ester hydrolase activity.
AUGACCCUGCAUUGUGUUGCGCCCAAAAUCGCGAUUCCCUGCCAGCCAUUGGCGCUUAUGCAGUGGGACGUUGGCUACUACAAGACAAAUCUCACGCCAACAUGUCGGGGCUUCGACAGUUUUUACGGCUACUACAACGGAGAGGAGGACUACUACACGCACAGCAUAACGCAUGAGAACCACACGGGACUCGACUUCUGGCUCAACCGGGAACCGUUAUCCUCCGAAAAUGGUUCAUAUUCUACGACUCUUUUCACGGAACGAGCGCAGUACCUGAUUCGAAACAGGAACAAGUCAAAGCCGUUCUUUCUGCUCCUGAGUCACCAGUCACCACAUGGUGCCGGAGAGCCCGAAACCUUUGAAGCACCGAAGGAAAAUGUGGACAAGUUUCCAUACAUUCGAGAGAAGAACAGAACAAUUUAUGCAGGUGAGAGUCCCUGGCAGUGCACGAAUGGUGGACGCACUAGACCAGUCUGUCGGCGAAGUUUUCAAGACUCUCCGCGAUGCUCACAUGCUCGACAACAGCAGUCGUCAUCUUCAGCAGCGACAACGGUGGCCAACCAUGGGGCCGGCACUGCGACCCGCAGCAUCAACUGGCCGCUGCGCGGAUCCAAGGGCACGGUCUGGGAAGGAGGCACCAGAGUUCCAGCUUUCGUGUGGAGCCCCCUUCUGGCCAACACUCGGAGGGUGUCCAAACAACUGAUACACAUCACCGACUGGCUGCCCACGUUAUACUCAAUCGGAGGUGGUGACGUGCAAGCCCUAGGCAAGCUAGAUGGAUUCGACAUGUGGCGGUACCUGUCUCAAGGGGUAGGAUCGCCUCGUGUCGAGAUGUUGUACAACAUUGACUACCGGUUCAUGAACGCCUCAGCUCUUCGACUGGGCCGUUACAAGUUGGUGCUCGAUGCCACCGGGUUCAUGAACGAGCGCUACGUUCGACCGGGUGGCAACCGUCCGUACAAGGACCUCGACAAGCUGCUAGCCCGGUCGACCGUAGCCAAAGUUCUCAGAGGCUUCUACAAAAAGGACGGGCUAAAGUUUCCCAAGGACUGGAGAGAAAGAGCGACGUUGAAGUGUGGCGUGCCGGACAAGGGAGAAUUUUACCCGAACGACGCGGUCCACCUGUUCGACAUCUUGGAAGAUCCAUGCGAGCUGAACAAUUUGGCCAACUCACAUCCAGAGGUUGUGACGUUCUUGAAGACGCGAAUCAGCGCCUACCAAGCUGAAGCGAUGCCCGUGCAGUACAAGCCCAAAGAUCCUGCUGGAUUUCCAGAGAAACACAACGGAACUUGGGCACCUUGGGUGCAGACAUCGUGCAGCUAGCACAGCGAGCUUUCGAGGCGCUGUGCAAAAUAUGUUCACCAAUUAAUUAAGACAAUCUCACUGCAAAACAUAUUUGAGUAACUACUUAUUGAAUGAAGAUCGAAAGCACGCCUUCCUGAUUGCUUCGAGGGAACCUAGACGACCGCCCAUGACGGAGCAGAACACCCUGGGAACAUGGCCUGAUGCGACACAUCAACAGAGCAAUGCAAAGAAAUCGCUGCCACGCUCCCUGAGGUCAACCAACUUGCAUGGCCGACUGCAACAGACUGCAUAACAAACGUCUGGACAUGCAUCUGCGUACAAGACGCAGAUCUCUCCUUGUGAUAAUUAAGUGUCCUUUGUAGCUUACAAAGUGCACAGUUGCCGACGGAGUUUGGCAUCAUCAAGACUAUCAUUGGGCGUUGCGUUUACCCGUGCACACCCGUACCGCAUAGGGAUGGCCGACACCAUCGCCUGCGCACACUGCGGAGAUGAGAAGACGAUUCCACACGUCCUGUGCGACUGCCCUGUAUAUAAAAACACAAAGACAAUAUAAUUAUAGUACAAUGAUAAAGUUAGAUGGCUAGGCGUUGUCAGAGGAAAGUAUAUUACGCCAUCAACUAGACUCAUCACCACAGAACAAGGCCGUGCAAACGCUACUGAACUUUUGUGAACUACUGGCCAGUGUGAACAACUCUGAGUGGAUUGAUUUUGUAUGUGCAUGUGUGUCUGGGUAUUUUUUCCUAUUUAUUUUUUCUCUAUCUCUUUCAACCGUCUAUUCUGAAACCUCACUGCAGAGUAGAAUACCGGGUAGCUCCCUGCGUUUUUUUUUUCGUUUCUCUCUCUCUCUCUCUUUGCAUCAUCAACGGGGCUAAGUGGCAUCGGUAGCAGCAGCAUCUCUGCGCAUGCGUGCAGUCUCUAUAUAUCUCAUGUUUAGCUGUUUCCAAUUGUUUUUAUAGUUUGCGCAAGAAAGUUGAUCAUCCGGAAUCAACUAGCUCAUUAUAAGCUUUUUAUCAUCAACGUAUUUAUGUUUGCCCAUUACUAUUCUUCCUACCUGAGCGCUCAUAAAAAUACACGCCAAAUAAUUGUAAUCCCCCCCCCCCCCCCACACACACAAACUUACAUAUGUUUCUUUAGAAGAUCAUGAAGUAAGGGUCUGUUUUUCAAAGUGUGUUUGAAAAAUGCUGUGAUAAAACCAGCGCUGAUCGAUGCGUUUAACAUGCCCAAAAUAUACGCACAGGCACGGCGCGAAAACUCCUUUUCUAAUUUAUUGCGGAUGUCUAACGUACAUGAUGCAUUUGGCCUCUUUCUUUCAACGUAGUCAUGUUGGUUGUGAUACAUAGAUCUGUCGAAGUAUAUGUGCCGAUUACUGGAAUGUUACGAAGCUUUUGUUUUUUGUACAUAGUGUAAAUAAACUUUUUCUAGACAGUAUAUUAAAAGUUCUAGAAUACGUCUAUAUGUGCACUAAAAACGGGCACGCGUAUUGCUCGCAAAACUAUAAAUUUCAGUAUUGUGCGGAAAAUUGGACCUGUAUGUCAUCAGUCAUCUUACAGGAGUGGUAAUUACCGCCAUUCGUGUAGUAACAACGAACAAUGAACGCAGAAAAUAUUGAAGCGAUGCACUGUGGUGUUUGUUCCCUGGUAAAGAGUGCGAGCCAAGUACGAGCCUGAUGUCAAAGAGUGUUCAGCGUACCAAUGAAAAUGUAUUAUCGUACGAAAAUUGCGUUGAGAGAAGACAAUAAAUGCAUUAAAGCACCUAUUGAAAGGUUAACUUAUGUAUGCUUCACCUAGCAUAGCCAAUCGUGUAGCAUCAUGAGUGAUACGACAGGAACACGAAAUUUUUUCACGUGUUUUGCGUCUCUGUAUAGGUACAGGUAUUUAUGAAAGUGUUUAAUAUUUCAAUGUAAUUUUGCACUAAAGGUUAACUUCAUGUUCAGCAUUGACGAGGAGCCGGAUAUUAAUGCUGAAUAAAUAUAUUUAUACUAUCU